Molecule: messenger RNA, 210 nt
Organism: Perkinsus marinus ATCC 50983
Lineage: Eukaryota; Perkinsozoa; Perkinsida; Perkinsidae
Exons: 1
Source: RefSeq, a predicted model, not a curated record
UUAUCACUCCCAAGCGUCGCCUUCCACGACUCGGAGUCGAUGGUUACCGAAAUAGCAGAUAACAGCGCCAAAUGGAAUACAGGUGUCGCCAAAAAUAUGUUGGGGUUGGCAUAUCGAUGCAUGUCUAAUGAACAAAGCGGUCAGCAGACACGUCCGCGGUUCUACGAGAUCGCGCUGGAGCUGAGGCGUCUUGCGGAUAUUGCUGAUGAU